Triplophysa dalaica is the source of this 2062-nucleotide messenger RNA. Its product is annotated as zinc finger protein with KRAB and SCAN domains 5. NCBI's taxonomy places the organism in Eukaryota, Metazoa, Chordata, Actinopteri, Cypriniformes, Nemacheilidae. The record is from RefSeq and is a predicted model, not a curated record. Gene Ontology annotation, molecular function: DNA-binding transcription factor activity, RNA polymerase II-specific; RNA polymerase II cis-regulatory region sequence-specific DNA binding. The transcript has 8 exons. Gene Ontology annotation, biological process: regulation of transcription by RNA polymerase II; central nervous system development. Gene Ontology annotation, cellular component: nucleus. The coding region runs from base 153 to 1847 and encodes 564 amino acids.
UGCUCUACGAUGUUUAUUGUUUAACCUGGGCAAGUGAUUCCAUUCCAGCACAAAUUUCAGAGAUCUUUUUUAAAUAUCAAAUAUUUUAUAGCCUUUUCGGGUAGCCCUAACACGUUUUCCGAGACGUCGUGCGGGAACUUAACACAUAAGCCAUGGCAAACCGCAUCGCUUUCCAGACACAGUUAGCCUCCAUUAUGGAGGUGCUGGCAAACGCAGCCGUGGCUGAGAUAUGUAAACUCGUAGACGACGACUAUGCUGUUAUAACCCUGCAGAUGACUCAAUGCCAGCGUGAAAACAAAGCCCUGAAGAGGAAGCUUCACAUACUGGAGCUAAAGAUGGCACGAGGGUCGGCGGAGAGGAGGAUUAACGCACUGAAUCGCGCUAACAGGGUUCAAGUCAGCACCGCCUUGUCAUACAAAUUCAGGAACCAAACAAACGUCUCGUAUGAAGCCCCGUUUAACACAGGAUUGUGGAGGGGCGGAGGCAGAGACUCCACUGUCCAGCAGAAGACUGUUACAAGCAAUAACAGAACGGUUGAAGAUCCAGUAGUUUCUGAAGUUAACACAGUGCUGAUAAAGGAGGAGAUGUUUGAGGAGAACCAACCACAGCCAAGACUUUUUAUCAGAGAUGGACUUCAACAGACUUCACAGGCUAGAGUGGCAGAUUUUGGUGAUCACAUGAUGACAGAUGAGUCACAUCAGGUGUCUGGGAUACAGCAGCAUACUUUGGAGCAGCAAAAGGAAGAUGGAGAUGGGGAACCAGCAACAUUAGUUCUAAAGGAGGAUCUGAACAACCAGUGGGAAGAAAGCCGGAAACAAGAGCCCAUAAUUGUGCAUGAUGUGGAGUCAGAUACAGACAUUUGUAGCAGGACACUUUCUACCUCACCAACCAAAAACACAGUGACACUUGGAGCAGAGAAGCUUGUAGAUUUGGAUUUUUCCAUUUUGCAGGAAAAUGGAUUUGAUAGAUGCCAGAAGACCGACAUCUCGCCAUCAAUUGAAGUAGAGAUACAGGAUGUUAUGGAAUCCAGUAGUUCCAAGCAGUACCGGUACCACACAUCUGCUGUUGGACCCAGCAAACAUCUAACAGGAGAAAAAUCAUUCUACAUGAACUCAGGACACAAGGGAGCUGUGAAAAGCAGUACCAUGCCCUCAAACCAGCCUAUACUCAGCAGAGAAAAGAUCGGAACAAACUGUUUGUAUGAAAGACCAGCAGAGCAUAAAGAUCGCUUCACACGGUGGAACUCAGAGACCGCCAGCUCCUCAUCCUGCUGUUAUACAAAAGACUCUAACCAAGAUCAAGACUGUGUGCUAGUUCAGUCAGAGCCUGUAUUAUCAAUCAGAGGCUCGAAAGGGCCCAUCAGAGAAAAAGAAACAUGGAAUCAAGGUUAUAUUUUAAAGCAAGGUCAAUCUGAACUGUCAGGCCACAUCAGUAGACCAGAAGGAGUUCAGGAAGAAAUGGCAGGUACAACAAACGCCUCGUAUCUUAAUAAUACAAGUACCCAAAUAACGCCUAGUUUUUCCCAGCCUGGUGUUUCUCUCGCUGGAAUGAACCUUCCACCACACAUAGAGAAAGAUAAGCGUAAAGGCUACAUUUGUAAAUUCUGUGGGAAAGCCUUCACUGGGAUGUCCAAUGUUGUGUCCCACCAGCGGGUUCAUACAGGGGAGAAGCCCUUUAAGUGUGAUCUUUGUGGGAAGUUAUUCACAGAAGCAGGUAACCUGAAAAAACACCAGAGAGUUCACACAGGAGAAAAACCAUAUAUAUGUAACCGCUGCGGGAGGCGAUUCGCCUGGAUCUGCAACCUGAAAACGCAUCAACAGUCGGCCGCCUGUGGAGGAGUCUCGUGAUGACAGUCGUGACCGUCAGGGCUUCCCAACAUAUGCAUUUUUGUAAGCAUCCAUUGUUUAACAACUGGUGACUUGAUGUUUAUACUACCAAAGUAAAUUUGAUGCAAAUUUUAUACAAGAAUGCAGAAAGAAAAAAUGUUUUAUCGUUUCACCAUGUCCGUGAAUUGUAAUAUUAAAGAUGAACAGCUGGUGUUGCAAAAGCACAAAUACACAGA